Castor canadensis (American beaver) is the source of this 969-nucleotide messenger RNA. Its product is annotated as olfactory receptor 7A40-like. Gene Ontology annotation, biological process: G protein-coupled receptor signaling pathway. NCBI's taxonomy places the organism in Eukaryota, Metazoa, Chordata, Mammalia, Rodentia, Castoridae. The record is from RefSeq and is a predicted model, not a curated record. Gene Ontology annotation, cellular component: membrane. Gene Ontology annotation, molecular function: G protein-coupled receptor activity; olfactory receptor activity.
AUGGAACCAAAAAAUUAUACACAAGUUUCAGAAUUUAUUCUUCUGGGAUUUUCAGAACAUGAACUUCUACAGCCUCUCUUCUAUGGACUGUUCCUGUCCAUGUACCUGGCCACUGUCCUUGGGAACCUGCUCAUCAUCCUGGCCACCAUCUCAGACUCCCACCUGCACACACCCAUGUACUUCUUCCUGUCUAACCUGUCCUUUGCAGACAUCUGUAUAACCUCCACCACUGUCCCAAAGAUGCUGGUGAAUAUCCAGACACACAGCAAGGUCAUAACGUAUGAAGGCUGCAUGACCCAGAUUUAUUUUUUUGUUUUAUUUGUGGUGUUGGACAACUUUCUCCUGGCUGUGAUGGCCUAUGACCGUUUUGUAGCUAUCUGUCACCCCUUGCAUUAUACAGUCAUCAUGAACCAUCACCUCUGUGUGUUAUUAGUUAUGGUGUCUUGGAUCACAAGUGUUCUGGAUGGAGUAUUACAAAACUUCGUGGCAUUGCAGCUGUCCUUCUGUACAGAGGUGGAAAUCCCUCAUUUUUUCUGUGAACCUAAUCAAUUAAAUCACCUUGCCUGUUCUGAUACAUUUCUUAAUGACAUGGUGACAUACAUUACAGCUAUACUGAUGGGUGUUUGUCCCCUCAGUGGCAUCCUUUAUUCUUACUCCAAGAUCAUGUCAUCCAUCUCUGCCAUCUCCUCAGCUAAGGGGAAAUACAAGGCAUUUUCCACAUGUGUGUCUCACCUCCUGGUUGUCUCCUUAUUUUACUGCACUAGCCUAGGAGUAUACCUCACUUCUGCCAUGACCCAAAACCAGCACUCAACGUCAAGAGCAUCAGUGAUGUACACUGUGGUCACCCCUAUGAUGAACCCUUUCAUCUACAGCCUGAGGAAUAAAGAAAUCAAGAGAUCUUUGAAAACACUCUUUGAGAAAGAAGAUAUAAAAGUUGUCUUUGCCUUGGGUUUAAAAAAGCACUGUUGA